AUUAUUUUUAAACUUUUCUUCAAACUUCAAACAUCAUGUUUCAGGAUACAUUGUUAAUAAUUAAGCCUGAUUAUUUGGCGAAACGAAAGCCUCUUUUAUUGCAUUUGUUACAAGAAGGAUUCUUUAUAAAGGCUCAACGAAAAAUUCUCUUUACUCCCGAACUGGCCGCUGAAUUUUAUCAAGACCUGGCUGAAGAUCGUUGUUUUAUGUUUCAAGUUAUUUUAUUGUCGAAAGGAAACUCGGAAGCAUUUAUUUUAGCUAAAGAAUGUGCGGUGGAGGUUUUAAUCAAUGACAUGGUGUGUUAUUUUGGUACUUCAAUAGAAAUGGAACAAAACAUCCAUGUUACCAAAUGUCUUACCAAAGUUCAAAGAGAAAUUAGUUUUAUAUUUCCCAACUAUAUUCACGAACCAAUCUAUUGUCCAGAACAAAUUAAAUUUUGCACUAACAAUUCCCUUGUUCAGUCCACAAUAACCACACUGUACGAUAUUGUAAAAAAUCGCGAAAAAGAUCCGCACAAAAGUUGGAAAGAGAAAUUAGCGGAAUCUUUAAUUUUGGCCAAUAAAACUUUACCUCACAUUUCCAAUCAAUGUUGCCACAGUUCAAAUCUGAAUGCACAAGAUAUGGCACAGCAAACUAAAAUCACUUGCUUUAAACAUGUAAAGGAAGAUGAUGGAAACUACUUAUCCUCUGACAUGGACAUUAGUAAAUAUUGCAGCUCACUUAAUUUUACAACGAGUUCUUGUGUGUCUUGUUCGGGUUUCGACAGUGGUGCUGAAUGUAUAAAACAGACUUAUGAACGACCUUUAUCAGAAGUAAUAAAAGCUCGUACAGCGCCCUUGACGGCCCAGGAAUCAUCUAGCAUUUCUACAGUAGAGACUGUACAAGAAAAUGUUUUAGAAGAAUUGGUUAUGGAUGAACAUGUAGCUGUGGUAGAUGUUGCUGAUUUUGGGGAAGAUCAAGUUUUAUAUGAUAAUGAAAAGGAAGAAAACGUUAAAUCCGAUUUAGCAGAUGGGGAAGGUUUAGAUAAUGAUAUAAUUACAGAUUUUAAUAUGGAAAUUAAAGCUGAUGUUAUUCUAACAACUGAACCAGCGAACAUAAAUGAUAAUGCUAUUAAUGAAAUACCAGAUAUUGAAUCACCUCAAUUAUCUACAAAUGAUAAUAAGGUAUCUAUUGAAGAUAUCGCAGUCACAAUGGAAGAAAGCGCACAUCCUGCAGCAGAAGAUAACAAACAGUCUGUAGAAGAAAUCGUACAAUCGCCAGAGGAAAACGAACUUGCAUCUGCUAUAGAAAAUAAAAAAUCUAGUGUAGAGAUCUCAGCCCCCUUGGACAAAAAUGUACUUCCAGUUAUUGGAGAUGCUCUUCAUUCAAGUGUUUAAAUAGGAAUUUGCAUUCGGAAAUACGAUGAUAAUUUAAAUUUAUAUUUUUGAAGAUAUUAUAUUUUGAAAUUCAAGUUAAAAAUUGUAUCAUCGAAUUGUUCCAUCAAAUAGAUUUUAACUACAAUGGAAUAUAAUGUUUUUUUGUUAUAUAUAA
Molecule: messenger RNA, 1530 nt
Organism: Calliphora vicina (urban bluebottle blowfly)
Lineage: Eukaryota; Metazoa; Arthropoda; Insecta; Diptera; Calliphoridae
Exons: 3
Coding region: 36-1376 (446 amino acids)
Biological process (GO): cilium movement; negative regulation of oxidative stress-induced intrinsic apoptotic signaling pathway
Cellular component (GO): cilium
Source: RefSeq, a predicted model, not a curated record